AACCAGACCAGCAGCGCUCUCCCCUCUCCUCUCUCCUCCUCGCUCAGGCGGACGCACCGCAAACCCAACUCCUCCUACUCCUCGCGGAGGAGGAGACGAGGAGAGAUCCCCUCCCGCCCCGCCCCUUCCCAUCCAAUCCACUCCGGUCGCCGUCUCCCUCCUUCGCGCUGCGCCCGCCGCUUCGCUUUACUUCGCUUUGCUUGGCGCAGGUUGCCUUCGGAUUCCCCCCCCCCCCCCCCCUCUCUCUUCCUCCUCCUCCGUCUCCGGGUUCGGUUGGAUCGAAAUGGGCGCCUGGGUGUCCAAGGGCACCUGGUGCUGCCGCAAGCAGCACAACGGGAUAACCAACGAGAGCACCGAUGCUGUGACGGAGGAACAGGGGGAGGCGUACGAGCUGCCCGCGUUCCAGGAGUUCACCUUCGAGCAGCUACGCCUGGCUACGUCGGGGUUUGCAGUGGAGAACAUCGUGUCUGAGCACGGCGAGAAGGCGCCCAAUGUGGUAUACAAGGGGAAGCUCGAUGCCCAGCGCCGGAUCGCCGUCAAGCGCUUCAACCGCUCUGCCUGGCCUGACCCGCGCCAGUUCCUGGAAGAAGCUAGAUCAGUUGGCCAGCUCCGGAGCAAAAGAUUGGCAAAUUUACUUGGUUGUUGCUGUGAAGGUGAUGAGAGGUUGCUUGUUGCAGAGUACAUGCCCAACGACACACUAGCCAAACAUCUUUUCCAUUGGGAGUCACAAGCAAUGAAAUGGCCAAUGAGAUUAAGGGUUGUUCUCUAUCUUGCUGAAGCUUUAGAAUAUUGCACCAGCAGGGGUCGUGCUCUCUACCAUGAUCUCAACGCCUAUAGAGUUCUGUUUGAUGAUGACUGUAAUCCUAGACUUUCCUGUUUUGGUCUCAUGAAGAACAGUCGGGAUGGAAAAAGUUACAGUACCAAUUUGGCAUUUACACCUCCAGAAUACAUGAGGACUGGACGAAUCACUCCUGAAAGUGUCAUAUACAGCUUUGGAACCAUGCUGUUGGACGUUCUUAGUGGGAAGCAUAUUCCUCCUAGCCAUGCCCUUGACCUGAUUCGAGAUCGGAACUUUAAUAUGCUUACAGACUCGUGUUUGGAGGGUCAAUUUUCGAAUGAAGAAGGAACAGAACUGGUGCGAUUAGCUUCAAGGUGCCUUCACUAUGAACCCCGUGAGCGGCCUAACGUAAGGUCACUUUUGCAAUCAUUGGCUCCUCUUCAGAAGGAUGUUGAGACUCCAUCUUAUGAACUAAUGGACAUUCCACGUGGCGGUGCAUCAUCUAUCCAAUCAUUGACUCUUUCCCCUCUUGCUGAAGCCUGUUCCAGAAAGGAUCUGACAGCAAUACAUGAAAUUCUAGAAAAGACUGGCUACAAGGAUGAUGAGGGGACAGCAAAUGAGCUCUCAUUUCAGAUGUGGACGAAUCAAAUGCAAGAUACAUUGACCUCGAAGAAGAAGGGUGAUAAUGCUUUUAGACAAAAGGAUUUCACGACAGCCAUUGAUUGUUAUUCCCAGUUCAUUGAAGUUGGUACGAUGGUUUCACCAACCAUUUAUGCUCGGCGCUGCCUGUCAUAUCUGAUGAAUGACAAGACACAGGAAGCAUUGAGUGAUGCAAUGCAGGCUCUAGUAAUAUCUCCAACAUGGCCAACGGCAUUCUAUCUUCAGGCAGCAGCACUACUAUCACAAGGCAUGGAGAAUGAAGCUCAAGAAGCACUAAAGGAUGGUUGUAACCUAGAGCAAAGUAGCAGCAGUGGGCAUUGAGUGCGAACAGAUCUGUAGUCACAAAAUGCACAUAAUUUCAGGUGCUUGUUUGAACAGAGUAUGAUUGGGUAUGGAAGCAGGUGUUGGUGAUUUGUCAAUUUGGCUAGGGGUUGGUUAACCUUCUUCAGAUUUUGUGCGUUUGGAAAGUCGUCCCUCCCAUAUCUUCAUGUAGGAUGUAUAUAUGGAAGAAAGCGACAACAGAGAGGCCCUGAAAGAGAUGGCAAAGACAUCCAAAGGUGAAUAAGUACCGCAGACAGGAAAUUAAUGGAGAAAAGGGAAGCUUUUUCUUGGUCCGUCCUCCUGAAAAAAAAAAGAAAAACCGAAGGAAAACCCUCAGAAAGGGAUUGCUGAUGUACAUGUCCAUCGUACUGGUGGUAGGUGUGUAAACCUGUACAGCAAGCGUUGUUUUUUUCUUUCCCCGUGUUUGUUUCAUAUGUGUUAGCUCCCAUUGGUAUAUUUGUGGUGAAGAUGGUGGAAUUCUUUUCAGAGGCGAAAAAUGGCAGUGUUCGAUGGGCUGUUCCAUUUCUUAAUCUCGCGAGUUAUUUU
Molecule: messenger RNA, 2305 nt
Organism: Setaria italica (foxtail millet)
Lineage: Eukaryota; Viridiplantae; Streptophyta; Magnoliopsida; Poales; Poaceae
Product: probable serine/threonine-protein kinase BSK3
Exons: 12
Coding region: 284-1759 (491 amino acids)
Biological process (GO): brassinosteroid mediated signaling pathway; protein phosphorylation
Molecular function (GO): ATP binding; protein binding; protein kinase activity
Source: RefSeq, a predicted model, not a curated record